Molecule: messenger RNA, 1098 nt
Organism: Dichomitus squalens LYAD-421 SS1
Lineage: Eukaryota; Fungi; Basidiomycota; Agaricomycetes; Polyporales; Polyporaceae
Exons: 7
Coding region: 1-1098 (365 amino acids)
Source: RefSeq, a predicted model, not a curated record
AUGCCUGCAAUCCUCCUUCCUGCGCUGCUGCAUGGCAUUUUCACGGUCCUAUGCUUCGGCUCUCUUGCUACCCUCUUGAUCAAGCACCUUCGCCCCAAGCAUAACCCUAUAUCUAAUUUUUCCGGCAUAACUACUACAUUUCUUACUAUCGCCCUCCUCAUCUUACUUGUGUCGUCCACGGUAUAUUUCGUCAUCAACAGUAUUUCCGCGACCUAUGUCGUGUUGUCCUUCACCCAGUUUGACUUUAACAAACUGGUGACGAGCGACUUGAAGGGCUUUGUCUCUCUAACAAGCUGGUUCAGGGCUGAUCUCCUUGACUAUUGGGGCACAUUGUCCGACUGUACCGGAACCGUCUCACUAACUAUCAACAUUCUGAUUGGAGACGCGAUUGUAUGGUGGCGGGCGUGCGUGGUAUGGCCCCGCAAUUGGCCCGUGCGGGUGCUUGGCUUCACACUCCUGACCGCGACGUUUGUCACUGGCAUGCUGGACAGCUCUCGUACUUGUGCUCCCCUCACGAAUGGCAAUAUCGACUCCGACCCUUCCGGUAUCUUGUACCAGGGCAGUGACUACGGUGUCGCUGCAACCGGGCUUUCCCUGGCGACAAACGUUCUGGCUACAAUCCUCGUCGCUUACAAAUUCUGGGACUAUCGGAAUGUACUGCGGGAAUACGUUGUGGUUGGCUCUCAGGUCAUGCGCCUUGAGAAGGCAUUGGCGAUGGUCCUCGAGUCUGGAGUCGCCUAUUGCGCGAUCUGGAUAGUAGUCACUGUCUGGCAGGUGCUCGGGAACUCGAGCAAGUUUGCCAGUGCCUUCGAGAUUCAUCCCCACCCCACGUUUUUCGAGGCUUUCGGAAUAUUUGUUAGCGGUGCGCUCGUCCAUAUGAUCGCAAUAUAUCCCACGCUGGUCAUCGUCCUCGUCGCAUUUGACCGUUCGCAUUUUGAGCUCGGGAUCGCGAGCGGCGAGAAGAGGCUCGUAGGAAGACGACCCACUAUAGACGGGGAAGACGAGGACCUUUCGGACCGCGGGCCAGAAUCCGUUGCUAGCAAGGCCUCUGGCAGCGAUGUUGACUCAACGGAGUCGAAGAGCGUUUGGAUCGCAUGA